GUUUACAUCCUCUACGGCCAACUACACCUUGGUCAAUGCCCCGCUGGUGGGCAGAAGCGGCUCAAAGACCGAAUGAAGAGCGCACUGAAACGAUGCCAGACCAACCCCUCUUCUUUGGGGGAACUUGCCUCCCGCCGCACCAUCUGACGCGCUCACGUCUCACAGGGAGCGAGGUACGUGGCAAACCAGCGCACACACAGCACCGUGUAGCGUGCGAAAAGGUGUCUCCCCGCCUGCCUGCCGCCCAGUGACUGCUGGGAUAGGCUCCAGCAGCCCCGCGAUGGCUGGACGGAGUUCUGUUUUUUUUUUGUUUUUAGUAGACAUUCUGGGUCAAUCGCCAUUCCAGCUGGUGGCGCUACUGCGUAAAAUCGUUGUUUGCCAACCGCCAAUAAAGCUGAAGAAGAAGUACGGCGUUUUCACGCGCAAACGGCCACCGGCGGCAGCUUUGAGCUCCCGUUCCAGCCAAACCCGCGGACACCCCAAAGAGCCAAACCCGCCUGCAGGCUGAGGCACCAUGCCGGUGGAGGCCUGGUACAUGGAUAACUCUGACGGGGACCAGAGACUGCCGCACAGACGCGACCCAAACCAGCCCGUGUCCCCGGAGGAGCUGCAGAAGCUCGGGGUUCUCCACUGGAAGCUGAAUGCCGAUAUCUAUGAAACAGAUCCACAGUUGGCACAGAUCCGCAAAGACAAAGGCUACUCCUACAUGGAUAUUAUUGACAUUCACAAGGACAGGCUGCCAAACUAUGAAGACAAGCUGAAGAUGUUCUUUGAGGAGCACCUCCACUUGGACGAUGAGAUCCGCUACAGCCUUGAUGGCCAGGGCUACUUUGACGUCAGGGACAAGGAAGACCGCUGGAUCAGGAUCUCCAUGAGCAAGGGAGACCUCAUCACCCUACCUGCCGGCAUAUACCACCGCUUUACUUUGGAUGAGACCAACUACAUUAAAGUCAUGAGACUGUUUGUUGGGGAGCCCGUGUGGAAGGCUUACCCCCGGCCAGCUGAGGAUUUCGAAAUUCGUCAGCAGUAUAAGGCCUCUAUACAGUGAACCUGAGACUGAGCUGCAGGACACCACCCGGGUUACAAGUCAGAUGCCUCACAAUAUCGCAGAGAUUUGAUCAUGGAGUAAUUCUGCACGUGAGACGACGUAAAGUAGUGUUUAACAUGUGCAGAGAGGUACAUGAGACCCCAGAGGACUCUAUGGAACAGAGGAUCCUUUAUCGUCAGCUAAACUUUCAGUUAUGUAAUGCGCGCCAGGAUUUUGUGGUUUACCAUGAAAUUACUUAUAGAGACAGCCUCUAGUGCCUUCACUCUGUCAUUAACAACACAGACUUUGUUACACUGGUUACCGACUGUUGGCAAAGGACCGCUAACCCUUAAUCAUGAAAUCCUAUAUGCAACUAUCAGUUGAGUUCACAUUUUCUAGUGAAAAAUUGCUGUCAGCUGGAGGACAUGUAACCUUGACAUAAAAUGUUUGGAUGGAGUAUUUCAGUACAUCUCUGCUAGACUGAUGGAUAAAAUCUAAAAUUGUUCAUUGUUAAGCAAAUAAAACUGCUGCUACAUCUUUUAUCUCGUUUGUCUUUUUGGAUACUAUCCCAACUCCCCAAAACUAAAGGCAAGUUAAAACAGCUUUUAUUUUGGAUAAAACAAAAUAUUUUUGUAGCAUAUCAAGAACAGUACGACAAGUCACUAAAUUCCGGUCAGCUCAACAUGUAAACAGUAAUAAUUAAAAAGAUUAUGAGGACAAAUCAAUAAAAGUCAAAAGACAAAUUCAUUUGGUGCAGUAAUCAUUUUUACAAUAGUUUCCCUAUCUUGAUAUAUACAGUUCUGAAUCACUAGUAUUUAAUAUUCCAUUGGUUUAGUGGCUAGGAUGUGGUGCGUUCUUAGGCUGUGAAAAUCUGUUUCUGCUCUCUCCCUGAGGUGAUCAUACAUCCGACAGAAAUGGGAAGCUGAAACAAGUGCUCCGUCACUGUUGCUUACACCGAUCCGGUAAUGCAAGACAUUUCGGAGAGAGGACUGAAGUGCCGUUUCAACAGGGUGUUUGCAAUAAGCUCAUUUGUUUGCAAAUGAUGGUUCCAGGAGUGCAUAAUAAUGCCCAUUGGUGUCACUAUCAGUCACAUCAUUAGUUUCUCAUUACUUCACUCACUCCUCUGUAGUGGUGUAACUCUUAUUCUAUUAUUUCAUUGAUGGAACUAACAACAGUUAAGAUGGGCUUGGUCUGCGAAUUCGAAAUCAUUACUUUUAGCACAACACGGGACUGUGGGCCAUCGCCUUUACCAAUUCCAAAUCCAACCCUUCCGAGGUUGUAUUCUAGGUAUAGUCCUGUUCUUACUCAGCUUGUUGGGAAAUGUGUGGCUCACUCCAUUACUGGUUACAACGUCUUUAUGGACUGAACGCCUCAGUUCUGACAUUGUCCUCAUUCUGUGUACUAUAGGGCAAAAUAAGAAAAAUGUGCUGCUGGGCUUGGUAUACCAAAACCAUACUAGAAUUAAUACCGUCUUAGUCAUUAUCUGUAAAGCAAAAAUAAUCCUAGCAUGACAAUUCUGGGAAAACCAAGCCCUGCUAAACAUUACUCUUUCUGUCACUACACACUCUCAGCUAAUGCUGUUAUUCUCUGUCGAUUUUACUUCUCCUGCAGCAUGU
Molecule: messenger RNA, 2643 nt
Organism: Lampris incognitus (smalleye Pacific opah)
Lineage: Eukaryota; Metazoa; Chordata; Actinopteri; Lampriformes; Lampridae
Gene: adi1
Product: acireductone dioxygenase 1
Exons: 4
Coding region: 515-1048 (177 amino acids)
Molecular function (GO): acireductone dioxygenase [iron(II)-requiring] activity
Source: RefSeq, a predicted model, not a curated record